Messenger RNA from Hippopotamus amphibius kiboko, 4813 nucleotides. RefSeq names its product serine and arginine rich splicing factor 10 (gene SRSF10). The transcript is spliced from 4 exons. Gene Ontology annotation, molecular function: RNA binding. The coding region runs from base 2548 to 3051 and encodes 167 amino acids. The record is from RefSeq and is a predicted model, not a curated record. NCBI's taxonomy places the organism in Eukaryota, Metazoa, Chordata, Mammalia, Artiodactyla, Hippopotamidae.
CACAUAUACUCCUAACAUCUGAAACUUAGCUCUGUGAAACCUGCUGGCCCUAACUGCUUUAGCACAUAUGAUCAGUUGGCCCAGAAUGGGUUGCAGAAGGCCUUAGCCUUGGUAUGGGCAUCUAAUCAGGAUCUGUGGGAAGUUGUUCCUUGGCCCAGAGUUUCAGGUGACAUUACUUCCUUCAGUGAAAUCAUUUCCUUGUGACAACAAAGAUUUGUGCUGUGGACUUUAGGCUAGGAAAAAUUCUUAUGCCUAAAUUCGUGGCUCUCUUGAAACUUAGCAGAGUUCUAAUGAGACUUAGGGGAAAUGCCAAAAGCUGCUGCUUCUGCAGGGCCAGUGAUCGAGGACAGUUGUGGGAAUUGGUUGCAGAGCUCUGUUACAGAGAGGAUAAGAGCUAUAUCUGGCUUGGUUUAAAAAAAAAAAAGUAGCAGUGCAUUCUGGCAUACAGUGUUGACCUGAUUUUACCUGGUUUGGGGGUGAACUGGGAACCAGGAUCAGCAGUUUGACUCAAGAGUAUGUAAUACUUGAGCCAGAAAAGAGUUAUUGUCCAAAGGAAUUUCAAGGAGAAUUAUAGCUAUUUUUAUACACAGAGUCUUUCUAAGGUCUUAAAAUACUUAAAAAGAAAUAAGUAUCAAAUAAAAUAUGCCAAUAUAGCCUAUAUACAGAAGUUCUUUUAAGAGCUCAAAAAUAAACUCUCAUGAAUCUUAAAAAUAAAAGAAAUAAGUAUCAGGAUUUCACAAAGACCCUGAGUGCAGAUUUCUGCAUAACUGGCAUCAGGAUGAUAUUUGACUACCCCUGCUGUGGUUCUCUUUUCUGACCCCAUUCCCAACUAGUCUUCUCUUAUUAACAGGUAAGGUAAAACCUUGCCAUGGUUUAUCUAACCCAAGAUUCUGUUUUUGAGGGUAGCCCCAGGGGAUGACUGGCUCUUAUUAAUAAUUUUUACACUUCUUGGUCAAAAUCCUGUAAGAAGUUAUUCUGUCUCUCAAAAGUAACAAAGUAAUAUACCCAUUAAAAGAAGUUGUUCUUUCUUAUUAUUUUAGAGCCUAACUGCAUUAACCUGGAGGGGUGUUUGGUUAUAGAUUCAAGAUUCUAAACUCCCCAUCAAACUUUUGUCUUUUCAUGAUGAGAGCCUCAUGAUUUAGAACUUGAGAAAACCUCUUCUUCACUACACACCAUAGCCUCAGAAAAAGAGAACUGGGACCCUGCUGUGGUCCAUAAGUCCCUCCAGAACAAAAAAUAGGAAAUCUAGUGAGGCAGACCUUUUAGUCUCUGGAAUAAAAGAAAAUUAAUGUCAGUCUUGAAGCGAAUGUAUUGCUUCAGGGGUGUUUUUUAAUCAGCACUCAAGAUCUGCACUCCUCUCAAAUUUAAGAAAUAGAAAUGGACAAGUUAGAAUAGUGAAUUUGAGUACAGAAUGAAAAUCCACACCCAAACCUAGCCUAGCUCCCCUUCAAAAGCUUUUAUAUCAAACACUGCAUGGAAUAUGUGCUUGACUUCUAAUAGAGUGGUGGUUUUAGGAAAGGAUCUAAAUUUGGCCAGAAUAACUUUGUAAAGCUUACCUUGAUGGGGGAGAACAAGGCAACUUAGCCUCUCAGAUCAAAAACUGGCACCAGCAGUUCCUGCUUCAGGCUUAUAAAUAUUAUCUUGAAAUUCUAAAAUUGAAAACCAGUCCCAAACCCACUUCUUUACAGGAAGCUUUAUGGUUAGGGCUUUCCAGUCCAGGUAUCUUUAGAAAUGGUCUGUUAUUUCUUGACAGCAUGCUUUUGUAGUCUGUGCAUGGAUGUAAUAGGCAUUUGGUAUAGUGAUAUCUUAAGUAUUGCUUGAUUCUUUCUUGAUAUCUACAAGUGGCUAGUGUACCAGUCUUCCCAGUGCGGUAUAAUAAAGAAGAUGACUACAUGAAAUGAUAGUGUCAGAUAUGUCUGAGAAAAAUAGCAAGGUUAAUUUGAGGUUAAUGCUUUCAUUUCUUUUAAGGUAAGGUAUAUUCUGCUUGCUUACACAAGAACUAUUGGCAUUUUCUUUUUUUCAUUUGAAACAAAAAUAUGAAAAACAGUUUUGGUUUUAUUUUAAGAAAUUUUUGUUUUAGCUACAAAAUAAAAUUGGCAUUUGGCUUUCUUUUUUGUCUUGUUUCGUAAAAUUCUUAAAACUCCGGGAAAUCUUUUGAUGUGAUUACUUGGUAGUUCAGCUAUAACAGACUUUAUUUCAGUAAUAACUUUAUAAUGUGUAUUCACAUAUGUUUUCAAACUUAUGCCUUAGGAAAUCAUAAGUGCUUUAAUACUGUGAUAUGUUUAUAGCUGAAUCAACCAACUAGUUAGUGGGGUCUGGUUGAUUUUUCUAGAAUAAUAUGGAGAGAUUGUGAAUUGUUCCCGACUUACCAACUGAACUUUCAUUCAUUAUCAAAGUUUGCAAAACUUCCCAAGCCCCUUAACAUUUAGCACAUUUGAGGAUGUUCGUGAUGCCGAAGAUGCUUUACAUAAUUUGGACAGAAAAUGGAUUUGUGGACGCCAAAUUGAAAUACAGUUUGCACAGGGAGAUCGAAAGACUCCAAAUCAGAUGAAAGCCAAGGAAGGGAGGAAUGUGUAUAGUUCUUCACGCUAUGAUGAUUAUGACAGAUACAGACGUUCUAGAAGCCGAAGUUAUGAAAGAAGGAGAUCAAGAAGUCGGUCCUUUGAUUACAACUAUAGACGAUCUUAUAGUCCUAGAAACAGUAGACCGACUGGAAGACCACGGCGUAGCAGAAGCCAUUCCGACAAUGAUAGAUUCAAACACCGAAAUCGAUCUUUUUCAAGAUCUAAAUCCAAUUCAAGAUCACGGUCCAAGUCCCAGCCCAAGAAAGAAAUGAAGGCUAAAUCACGUUCUAGGUCUGCAUCUCACACCAAAACUAGAGGCACCUCUAAAACAGAUUCCAAAACACAUUAUAAGUCUGGCUCAAGAUAUGAAAAGGAAUCAAGGAAAAAAGAACCACCUAGAUCCAAAUCUCAGUCAAGAUCACAGUCUAGGUCUAGGUCAAAAUCUAGAUCAAGGUCUUGGACUAGUCCUAAGUCCAGUGGCCACUGAUAGUAUAAACCAUGAUAUUUUUAGGCAUGUAUCAUUCAUUUACUCAUAGUUUGGUUUACUUAAAUUAUCAGGAAUACAAUGUUGCAAUGAUGCUUAAAAAAACACUUGUCAGUUUUCCCUGUACCAGGCAAUGGUUAUUAAAAUGAUAUGCUGUUGAGAAGCCACUCUUAAGAGUCCGGUUUGUUUAAUGUUAUGGGCAGCUACCAAUUUGUGGUGUCUCUGUAUAUUUUUGUAAAGAUUCUCAUUUUUUAUGCUUGAAGUAUUGGUGAAAAGAUGUUGGUUGACCAUAAUUUGCAACAUUGUCUUAUUAAAAAACUUUCAUAUCCAUAUUUGGUAGAACUGUUAACCUAGAAAUGUAGCUUGCUAAUAAGAUAGAAUGAUACAAAAGUGAAGUUGUAGCCACAGUACAACACUGACCAACCAGACACAUUUAGGUUCAGGGUGGACCUUUUUGUCUUGUCAGGAUGUCUAGGCCCAUGAUGAUAACUUCUGGUGCAGUGUGGAGUAGUUCUUUUGUUAACCCCACUGUCUUGGGAAAUGACGUCAGCUGGGUUAAGUAGCAUUUUCAGGGAGUUGAGUUUUUGGUUGAAACAUGGAGCCUUCACUUUUCUGGUUUCUAUGAAGAUCUGGAACCAUACAAACGUUGAAAAAACUCACUUUAAAAUUUGGACAGGUUGAUGUUGGCAGAAAUUUUAAGGGGAAAGAAUGCUCUUAUGUAGUUACUCUAAACUUUAAGGAGCAUCGUUGACCAUAAUAUUGCUUAGUUUUCUUAACUGCUGUUAAAAGCAAGUAAAGUAUUUCAAAGUAGGUUUUGUUUGCGUGUGCACAUAGUGUAAAAGGACUGAAUUUUGAUGCUUAAAGCACUUGGUGUGUGCAUUUGGAUCAAAAUUUGCCCAUCUCUUUAUGAAGGAUGCUUGUUCUUCACACCUCAGUUUCUUUAACGUGAGGCAAGUUAAAAGACAACACUCCCAUUGUAAGUGAUUCUGUGGUGCCAUGAGAUUUAAAGUAACUUUGGAAAAAAUUAAUUUUAAGAAAGUUAUAUCUCUUAAAUUUUUGAUUAUCAAUGUAGUACCUGAUAAAAAUAAGAAAAUAAUACCCUAACUCUUCAUAAUUUCUAACAUCUCUCUGUGAGAUCAUUUGGGGGCAGUAAAAAGUGACUAGACGUGUCCAAUCUCAUUUCAGAAUAAAAGCUAGAAUCUUUAAAAAUUUUAGAUUGCUUGCUUACAGGCAUAAAAGUAAGAAAUGUUGUGGGGAAAUGAUUCCUUUUAGAGGAUUACUUUUUUCAAUUUUGGUUUUAGUAAUCUAGGCCUUGCCUGUAAAGAACAAAAGGUGGUUUUCAAAUACUGUUUGUGGAAUGUGUUUAAAGGAUUGAUUCUAGAACCUUUGUAUAUUUGAUAGUAUUUCUAACUUUCAUUUCUUUACUGUUUGCAGUUAAUGUUCAUGUUCUGCUAUGCAAUCAUUUAUAUGCACGUUUCUUUAAUUUUUUUAGAUUUUCCUGGAUGUAUAGUUUAAACAACAAAAAGUCUAUUUAAAACUGUAGCAGUAGUUUGCAGUUCUAGCAAAGAGGAAAGUUGUGGGGUUAAACUUUGUAUUUUCUUUCUUAUAGAAGCUUCUAAAAAGGUAUUUUUAUAUGUUCUUUUUAACAAAUAUUGUGUACAACCUUUAAAACAUCGAUGUUUGGAUCAAAACAAGACCCAGCUUAUUUUCUGCUUGCUGUAAAUUAAGCAAACAUGCUAUAAUAAAAACAAAAUGAAGGAAAUAA